AUGCGGGAAAACCCCAGUUUGAGUCGGAUUCCAUUCGGAAGGUCUUUCUAUUAUAAAGAAACAGACAUUGAACUCGGUGGAGGAAUCAUAUCUUCGAUGGGAUUCCAUCAGAGCUUGAAACCAACUGCUCAAGGUCUGUCCAUGUGCAUUGAUUACAAAGUCAUACCGUUACAACUACCAGUCAAAGUGCCGAAAUUUCUCGAAGAACAUCUUGACCUUAAGUUCAAUGCGAACACGUCGUUGAAUGAUAAAGAAUGGAAGCGUGUUGAGGCGGACUUGAAGGAAUUGAAAGUGACGGUGAUUCACCAGAAAACUUCUCAUAAGUACGUUGUUGCAGGGCUAACACCGGAUAUCUCGAACAAUAUGAAAUUUGAGAAUGACAAGGAUUCGAAAAGGAUGGUUUCUGUUGUUGAGUAUUUUCGGGAGAUUCAUGGGGAGGAAGUAGAGCACAAGCGUCUGCCUUGCUUGGAUUUGACCAAGAACAAGAGGCUGAAUUACGUGCCGAUGGAGUUCCGCGUGCUUGUAGAAGAGCAACGGUACCCGAUUGAGUCUUUGCACUGGAAUGAAGCUUUAAAAAUUAGAGAAAAGGCUUUGAUCACACUGCCUAAUUUGAAGGAAGCGAUUUAUGAAAUGAUUAAAGACAAGGAUGGGCCUUGUGGGUAA
Messenger RNA from Magnolia sinica, 663 nucleotides. Its product is annotated as protein argonaute 2-like. Gene Ontology annotation, biological process: regulatory ncRNA-mediated post-transcriptional gene silencing. Lineage: Eukaryota; Viridiplantae; Streptophyta; Magnoliopsida; Magnoliales; Magnoliaceae. The record is from RefSeq and is a predicted model, not a curated record. The coding region runs from base 1 to 663 and encodes 220 amino acids. Gene Ontology annotation, molecular function: protein binding; RNA binding. The transcript has a single exon. Gene Ontology annotation, cellular component: cytoplasm.